UAUAGUGCGAUUUUAAAGAAUAUCGUAUCGAUUCCUUUUCGCCUCUGACGAUGCAUUUACAUGUCUACACAAUGCGUAUAUAAUGGUCACGUGCGUCAUGCGGGCUAUAGGUCAUAUGCGUAAAUAAUGCAUAUAAUUAUAAAUGCUCUCUUCAACACAAGAAUGAGCAUCCCUCCCCUUAUAUAGCAUUUCAUGGUAAUAUUGAUACUUACCAUAUAAGCGUCUUUCAUAUUCUGCACUAUUCUCCAAUUGAUUAGACAGUGUCUUGUUAGAAGGCUAGACGAUCGAACAAUCUCUCGUUAAUUCCGUAAUUAAUUGUGUCCCAAAUUUAUUGAAUUCAAGAAAACGAUCGAAUAGAAUGUUAGAAAAGUUAAUAAAAUUAUUUUUCGUAUUUGUUACCAUCGAAGCAUUUUCCCUUUCAUCGACAAAUCAUAAAAAUGUUACGAUUGAAAGCGAUACGAUUGUUUAUCGAUUACCGACGAAUAUUGUACCAAUACAUUACGAUUUGAAAUUGGAAUCGAAUAUCAUGGUGGGUGAUUUUAAUUUUACCGGUGAAAUUGACAUUAAAAUCGAUGUUCGAGAGCCUACGAAGUUAGUAGUGUUAAAUUGGAAGAAUCUUACGAUAAAUGAAACGCAGAGUCAUUUGGAAAAGGACAAUGGCGAAUCACUUUCACCGAAGGAGCAUCGUUACGAACCGUAUAGAGAAAUGUUAACGCUCGUUUUUGACAAAAUCAUCGAUCCUGCUGUUUACACUUUACAUUUGAAAUUCUCAGGCAUUCUUUCGACAGAUUUAUAUGGCUUUUUCCGAUCCUCUUACAUUAACGAGAACGGUGAUACAACGUGGUUUGCGGUAACUCAUUUUCAACCUAUAAGUGCACGUCGUGCUUUUCCCUGCUGGGACGAACCAGCAUUUAAAACAACUUUUAACAUUUCCCUGAAACAUCAUGCCAAUUAUACGGCCCUUUCAAAUAUGCCAGUAUUUGAACGAUCGUUUACUGACGAAAGUAAUGAUACAGUAUGGACUCGUUUCGAGAAGACUCCGAUCAUGGCAACCAAUAUCUUAGCCUUUAUAAUCUCCGACUUCGAAUAUAUUUCUAUACCCGAGAGAAACAUUAAAAUUUGGGCAAGGAAAUCAGUCAUUCCAUCGAUAUAUUUUUUACUCGAAGUCAUUCAGAAAAUAGAUGACGAAUUGAAAAAAUACAUGCCUAAUUCUAUAAUGGUACCCAAAAUUGAUCAUGUUGCUCUUCCUGAUUAUAGUAGCCAGGGCACGGAAAAUUGGGGUCUUAUCACGUAUAGAGAAAAAUCACUCGUGUAUAAAGAAAACGAAACUACCAUAGAUGAAAUGGAUAGGAUCCUGAUGCUAAUUGCUCAUGAAUUGGCGCAUCAGUGGUUUGGUAAUCUGGUUGGUCCACGCUGGUGGAAAUACAUGUGGAUGAGCGAAGGUUUUGCCGCGUACUUUCAAUAUUACAUAACAGACAAGGCUUUCAAUGACACACGAAUGAUGGAUAAAUUCCUCUUAGAAGCUAUGCAAGAGAUUGCCUUCCACGUGGAUACCUGUCCGGAUCAAUCUCCAAUGAAUAACAAUGUUAGUAAACCUUCGGACAUUCCUUACAUCUAUUCCCUUAUUACUUAUCGUAAAGCACCAAUUGUUUUACGAAUGUUGUCGCAUUGUAUAUCUGAGGAAAUUUUCAAGGCCGGUCUUUUCAAAUAUAUUUCUGAAAAUAAAUACAAGACCACUUUACCAGACGACUUAUGGCGAUCCUUCCAAUUUGUUCUGAACCAGUCAAAUGUGACACACGAGGAUUUCGAAAUAAAAACGAUGAUGGAUACUUGGACGGAACAAGAAGGAUAUCCUACGAUUGUCGUGAAUCGAGAUUACGAUACCGGUACAGUGCAAGUGCGACAAUUUAGUAGUAAGUCAUCAUCACCAUCUAAUCAAGUGUGUUAUAACAAAUGGUGGGUCCCUUUGAAUUUUGCAACCCAAACUAAUCCUGAUUUUUCAUCCACUUUACCGACACACUGGUUGAAUCCAUCGGAGGAUACGAAAACGAUCAAAAGUUUGCCUACGGAUGGUUGGAUUAUUUUUAAUAUUCAACAAACUGGUUAUUAUCGCGUGCACUACGAUCAAGAGAACUGGAAGAGAAUCGCACGAUAUUUAAAUUCCGAUGAUUACAAGAAUAUACACGUUUUAAAUCGCAUUCAAAUAAUUGACGAUGCGUUUAACAGCGUAAUGGAAAACGAUAUACCUAUCUCUAUCUUCGGAAUGAUAAUAAAUUAUCUUUCGCAGGAAACCGAUCCAAUAGUGUGGAAAAUUGUGUUUCGUAUAUUUUCACAUAUGAAUUAUUAUAUUCAAACUCCCAGAACUGCCGCUAUUCUCAAGCCAUAUUUACAACGUCUUCUUAAUGAUAAAUUAAAAGAUAUGGAUUACAAUGAUAAUCCGGAAGAAGAUUCUUGGACGAGAAGAAUGAAACAGAUUAUUAAACAUAUCGCAUGUAAAAUUGACGUUCCUGAAUGUUACGGAAAUGCCACUGCUCAAUUAGUUGAAUAUCUUAAAAAUCCAAAAUCAAUAAUUAUACAACCAGAUUCACAAAAAUGGGUUUUCUGUUCUGGAUUACGAAAUGCGAACGAGUCUGUAUGGAAUGGAGUUUUAAAUAAUUACGUGAAAGAUCGAAAAAGACAAUUGUUAACAUAUCUCACGUGCUCGGAGAACCGGACUAUUUUAAACAACUACUUGGUCAUGACCUUUUCUGAAGAUUCUCCAAUUUCUAAAUCUGAUAUCGAAACUGUAUUAAACGAUAUGAUGAUUAAAUCGGAGAUCAGCUUUGAUACACUGGUGGAUUUCAUUAGCAAGAAUUUAAAUGAAAUAUUUUUUACAACGGAUAAAAUAGAUAAUAUUCUUAAUUCUAUUUCAUAUAGGAUUACUACGAGAGAACAACUUAAAAAGAUGAUAGGUAUAUUUGCAUCUAAAGGGAAGCCACUGAAUAAAAUGAUAUAUUAUUUUGAAAGGAAGUUGGUUCAAAUCGAUGAAAUUAUACCAAUCGUUCAAGAGUUCGUUCAAACUGCAGUCAAUUCUGUCACGAUGUUUACAGUUGAUGAUAAUAAUCAGAAAGCCAAUCGAUACAAACCGGAGAAAAUUAAUUAUCGUUUGCCAGAUGCCGUACGGCCGACGCAUUACAAUAUCAAGUUGACAUCAACCUUUUCAAUCUUUGACGGCGAAAUAUGUAUUGAUCUUGAAGUUCGGAAAUCAACGUUCGAUAUAACAUUGCAUUGUAAACAAAUCGUCGUAGACAAAACUACGACGAUGUUGACAAAUUCUAAAAACGAACCUUUAAUUCCGAUAGAACAAGAUUACGUCGAUGAAAAAGAAUUUUUCAUAGUUCGUUUUACAAAUGCUUUACAACCAGAUUGUUACAAGCUUCAUUUCAAGUUUAACGGCUUUAUCGACAAUGAUAAUCACGGUUUUAAUAGGAGAAUUUGUACAGAAAAACAAGAUAGUUGCACACGAUAUGCUGUGACGAAUUUUAAAACGAUCUUUGCACGUCGUGCUUUUCCCUGCUUCGAUGAACCUGAUAUGAAAGCAACGUUUUCCAUUUCCAUAAAGCAUCAAGCAUUAUACAUCGUUCUUUCGAACAUGCCGAUCAAAGAACGAUCACUGAUCGAUGAAGAGGGAAACAUAUGGACACAUUUUCAAAAAACACCGAUUAUGUCCACGUACUUGUUAGGUAUCGUUUUAUUACCAUAUGAUAGUACAUGCAUUUCUAAUCACGAUGGUACGGUUAACGUUUGGUGUAGAAAAAAUUGGUCUCAAGUUGCCAAACUGAUUCAUGAAGUAACGGAAAAGACAAAAAUUCAACUUGAAAAUUACACCGGUAUUAUCAAACCAAUACCAAAGAUAGAUCACGUAUUGAUUUCCAAUCAUUCAAGUGUAUCUUCAGAAAAUUGGGGUCUUAUCGUUUACAACGAAAACGAUGUAACGUAUGUGGAGGAUCCUUCGGAUACAUAUAAUGUAGAAACCGUAACCAGACUUGUAGCACACGAUUUAGUUCAUCAAUGGUUUGGAAAUCUAGUCGGUCCUUCCUGGUGGGAUCAUUUAUGGUUAAAUGAAGCUUUUGCUCAUUAUUUUCAGUAUUACUUUGUUGAUAAGAUAUAUCAAGAGUCAAGAGUGUUAGAUAUAUUUGUAGUGGCUAUUCAACAAGCAUGUGCACUUUUCGGAGAUUUUUAUUCAAUUGUACAACAUAAAAAAUCAUUGAAAUGUAUUUACCAAGAGCCUUAUUUGGGCGUACAUGCUAUUGCCUGUCGUAAAGGAUCAUGUAUUUUACGUAUGCUCUCUCAUUGUCUUUCCGAAGAGAUCUUUCAUAAAGGAAUCGUAACCUAUCUCAAUACAUUCCAGUACGACACAUCCACACCUGAUCAUUUGUGGAAAAUAUUCGAGGAAACGAUGAAACCGGAAAAAAUUAAUAUCAAAGAAAUGAUGGAUACUUGGGUAAAACAAAAAGGAUAUCCUCUUGUAACGGCAAAACGAGAUUGUAAUACUGGAGUGAUAAUUGUAACACAAGAACGUUUUAAACAAUUUAAUAGUGACGACGAGGAAGAUGAUGAAGUUGAUGAUAACGAUGAUGAUAAUGACGAUAAUCCAAAGUGGUGGAUACCCAUCAAUUAUACAAGCAGAAGUGAAGCAAAUUAUUCCUCAACUUUACCAACGCAUUGGUUAAAGCCAAAAGAUGAGAAUUUGACGAUCGAUAAUGUCAAUGCGAACGAUUGGUUCAUUCUUAAUGUACAACAAACGGGCUAUUAUCGAGUUAAUUACGACAAGGAUAAUUGGAAGAAAAUCGCUGAGUAUUUGGAUUCGGAAAAUUACAUAAAGAUUCACCCUUUGAAUCGUGCACAGAUUAUCGAUGACUCAUGUUAUAUGGUUCGAACGAAACGUUUAAAUCCAAUUAUUUUCUUGGAAAUUAUAAAAUAUUUGUCACGUGAAACGGAUUAUAUACCGUGGUAUUCAGCAUUUAGAGCUUUUCGAACGUUUCAAGAUUAUUUCACAUUUCCAAAAAGUGCUGUCUUCCUUAAGCCUUACGCUCUAGAAUUGAUCGAUGGUCUUUUACGGAAUGUUGGUUAUGAUGAAAAUCCAAACGAUGAUCACUUAACGAAAUUAAAAAGAGUCGAAGUUCUUCAAUUAGCCAGCGAUCUUGGACAUUUGGAAUGUAGGAAGGUUGCGAAUGCCAAAUUGAUCGCAUAUAUAGAGGAUCCUGAUUCAAAUCCUAUAUCUUCUAAUUUAAAUACAUGGGUAUUUACUAAUGGGAUGAGAGAAGCUGACGAAAUACUAUUUAAUAAAUUUCUUAAGAGGUAUAAGAAUAAUCCAAGCUUUCCAACGUUUCGCUACUUAAGUAGUAUCGAAGAUCCUAUGUUAGUCGAGAAGCUAUUAAAAUUAACGUUAACUGAUGAUUCACCGAUUUCGAAGGACGAUCAAGUAGAGGUUUACCGUUCUGUCAUGUACACGAGUGUUAAGAACGUAAACACCACUAUAGAUUUUAUUAUAGAUAAUUGGAAAAAAAUAAGAGCAAGAAUCGAAGAUGCAGAUGAGAUAAUUGAUGAUGUCGUGGGUGAAAUUACUUCCUGGGAUCAAUUUCACAAGGUAAAAUUGUUUAUGAAAGCGAACGGACUGAAUGGAAAGCGAAGCAUAGAUGAUGUGGAAACGUUUUUGAAAAAAGCGGAGGAACAUACAUCUGAAAUUGUUAAAUGGAUGAAGAUGCAAAGUUCAUUACAAAAUGUCGAUGAAAAAUUAGAAAAUUUGCAUUUUACGAAUGUACAAAACAUAUGAAAUACACAUUUUAAAAUACA
Molecule: messenger RNA, 5835 nt
Organism: Vespa mandarinia (Asian giant hornet)
Lineage: Eukaryota; Metazoa; Arthropoda; Insecta; Hymenoptera; Vespidae
Product: aminopeptidase N-like
Biological process (GO): proteolysis; peptide catabolic process
Cellular component (GO): membrane; cytoplasm
Molecular function (GO): peptide binding; zinc ion binding; metalloaminopeptidase activity
Source: RefSeq, a predicted model, not a curated record